Messenger RNA from Cottoperca gobio, 2191 nucleotides. RefSeq names its product RAS-like, family 11, member A (gene rasl11a). Lineage: Eukaryota; Metazoa; Chordata; Actinopteri; Perciformes; Bovichtidae. The transcript has 8 exons. The record is from RefSeq and is a predicted model, not a curated record. The coding region runs from base 436 to 1200 and encodes 254 amino acids. Gene Ontology annotation, molecular function: GTP binding; GTPase activity.
UGUCCGCAUUCAGUAGCAUCUGGAAUCGGUGCGAACCAUAAUUCUUCUUUUUGCAAUGAUCUAAGCAUCUCACAUUAUAAACCGUGUUGUUAUCAUAGGGUUUAAGUGAGUAGAAUAAUAACCUCUCAUUGCUGAAAGAUCCUGGGAGGGGUUAAAACCUUUUUCCUUUGCACUCAGUGGAGGAAACUCAACUGGAGCAUACCCUUGGAACAUAUUUGGGAAUUUUGCAACUUUAUCAGAGCGGAAAACCUACUUUCUUUCUGCAGAAAUGAUAAAGUGCCCAGAAUAAACAACCGGAUACCGCAGGAGCUCUCCACGCUGUCUCUGCGGCAACAUUAUGGGAAUAUUGGAGUGAUUGUCCUCGGGGCGGAGGGGGUUUGCCGGACUGUUAUUUUCCCAUAGAGCAGAUCUGAUCUGAGGGCAGAGGGGAGCUAAAUGCGGCUGACUGGCGACCCUGCAGCGGGAACCAUGAACAGCAGCAGCGGGUCCGGCAACUUUCUGCUGGUGCCCAUUCCGGAGUAUCCCCUGCUGGACUGUGUGCCCAACAAGACGGUGAAGAUCGUGGUGCUGGGGGCCAGCAACGUCGGGAAAACCGCUCUGAUUGUCAGGUUCCUGACCAAGAGGUUUAUAGGAGAUUAUGAAGCAAACACUGGAGCGCUCUACUCCAGAAAGGUCACGCUGGAUGGGGAGGAAGUGUCACUUCAGAUCCAGGAUACUCCCUGCGUCGCUCUCCAGGAUGAUGCUGAAGGCCUGUACUGCCAGGAGCAGAUCAACAGGUCGAUCUACUGGGCAGACGGUUACGUGCUGGUUUUCUCCAUCACGGACCACAACAGCUACCGCACCAUCCAGCCGCUGUACCAACACGUGAGGCGCAUACACCCCUCUGGAAACAUUCCCAUUAUGCUGGUUGGAAACAAGAGCGACCUGCUCAGAGCCCGACAAGUGCCGGCAGAUGAAGGCGAGACGUUAGCAGCUUCACUAGGAGGAGUUUACUUUGAGGCCUCGGCCAGAGAGAACCACGAGGGAGUCCACGCCGCCUUCUUACAUCUCUGUCAGGAGGUGAUCCGUGGAGGUGGGAACGGGGAGAAACGAAGAGGAGGCCUCCACCUGGCCAGACCUAAAUCUCCUAACAUGCAGGAGCUGAAGAGGAGGUUCAGGCAGGUCCUCUCCUCCAAAGUCAAGUCCUCCACAACUCUCUGAUUGAAGGACGGGUCCAAAAAUAUCAUCGCACAAAUAAGAGCAUCCAUGGAAAUAGAAGCUGCUUUGAUGGAAGGCCGAAGAAACCUCUAUAUAAAUACUUUUACGUUUGGGAACUGAAGCCGUAACGUUUCUUUGGGGAUCAAAGCAUUUUAAAGAAGCACAAGCGGUUGUCAUCAGACGAAGACAAAGACUGAAUGGAGCUGUAUUUGCUCCUCUCUGUGUUUUGGACGAAGCUGAUGGUCAACAUGACCUUUUGGAAGCUGCUCAGAGUGAACGAGCCACCAGGCGGCUGAACAAAGCGCUCGUGUUGUGUCAGAAACUCGCCGUGUUUACCGUGAAGGACAGUGAGUGCGUCGGACCAGGCCUCAGCUUAUUUGAGGCCGAUGGCUGCCAAAAAAUGAAAAGCAAUCAUUUAAUCAAAGUGUAAUUUGACUUUUGUAUUUGUGCAUAGCAUUGUGUCAUAGCUAUAUACUUCUUAUGCUUCCAAGAUGCCAUAAUCUAACUGAUAAAGACACAAUAAACUUGAUUUUCUGCUAAAGCUCAGCCCAAAGAAGAAGAGUUCAGUAUUGUGUGGAGUUGUUGUCGUCCAGACGACUUUUCCUCCCAACGAGAAGGAAUUUCUGAGCUUCUUGGUACCAGGAGACGCUGUUCAUGGGUCAAAGUCCAGAACUGUGGAUGGAAUUGAUGAAAUACAGACUGUUCUAAGAUUUGGGAAGUGUGUGUGUGUGUGUUUUCUGUUCUCAUGACCUCUUCUCUCAGUGACACACACACAAAAUCCCAAGUAAAGACAAAAUUCCUCAGCAUCUGGAAUUUCCUUCUCGGUCACUGAACCGCCACUCUAACCCUUUUUCUUUUUACACACACAAACACACACCUCGAAAAUUGUCUGGUGACCCUGACUCGUGACCUUAUUUGCCCUUUGCCCUUUAAAAGCAGCUGGGCUCCAUCAAGAGUCUGGAAAAAGGUUGAGAUAAAGUCUGUGUGACAACAA